AUGUGGGUUAAACGUGGUAGUUUUGUCAUAAUACAACCUAUUCACGAAGGUGUUAAGGUCAAAGGUGAAAUUGUUAGAGUUUUGAUCCCCCAACAAAUAAAGAAUUUCAAGGAAGACAAAAUAUGGCCUGCUGCGUUCUAUGACAAACAUGAAUUGGAGGAGAGUGAUGAUGAUAAUGACGAUGAUAUCCCAAUGAAUACUAACAGAGUACAAGCAAUGAUCGAAAUUUACAGUGACAGUGAUUCCAGUGAAGAUGAUCCUAGUGAUAACGAUCAGAGUGACGAUGAUGAUAGUGUUGGUGAAACGUAA
Coccinella septempunctata (seven-spotted ladybird) is the source of this 309-nucleotide messenger RNA. RefSeq names its product probable RNA-binding protein EIF1AD. The transcript has a single exon. Lineage: Eukaryota; Metazoa; Arthropoda; Insecta; Coleoptera; Coccinellidae. The record is from RefSeq and is a predicted model, not a curated record. Gene Ontology annotation, cellular component: nucleus. Bases 1 to 309 code for a protein of 102 amino acids.